This is a messenger RNA of Leishmania braziliensis MHOM/BR/75/M2904, 1161 nucleotides long. RefSeq lists its product as hypothetical. Lineage: Eukaryota; Euglenozoa; Kinetoplastea; Trypanosomatida; Trypanosomatidae. The annotation marks the transcript as partial. The record is from RefSeq and is a predicted model, not a curated record. The transcript has a single exon.
AUGGACCACGACUCGAUGGAGCACAGCCCCGACUCCCACCCCGUUCGCCUCUCGCCGCCUUUGUCCCUCUUCCCUUUGCGGAAAAUAACGGAGUGGUGCAAAGUAGCUUGGACAAAAGUUAGAGGCGUGAAGAAGGCGGAGUGCACGAGUGAUGAGCCUGCCACAGACGAGGCACGUCCAGCCCCUGAGGUGGUGCCGCUGCGGCCGGUGGGUGGCCCCUCUGACAGCCGUUGUGAGACACGCCCCGUCCCCCGCCCCGUCCCCCGCCCCCUUCCCAUCCCGCCGCCUUUGCGCAUGCUCCCCCCGCCGGAAGAAAGGUUACCUUGCGAAAGGAGGGUAACAGCAGCUCGGGCUCACAAGAGGGUGACAUGGGCGAGUGAUGUGCCCGCAACAGACGAGGCACGUCCAGCCCCUGAGGUGGUGCCGCUGCGGCCGGUGGGUGGCCCCUCUGACAGCCGUUGUGAGACACGCCCCGUCCCCCGCCCCCUUCCCAUCCCGCCGCCUUUGCGCAUGCUCCCCCCGCCGGAAGAAAGGUUACCUUGCGAAAGGAGGGUAACAGCAGCUCGGGCUCACAAGAGGGUGACAUGGGCGAGUGAUGUGCCCGCAACAGACGCGGCACGUCCAGCCCCUGAGGUGGUGCCGCUGCGGCCGGUGGGUGGCCCCUCUGACACCCGCUGCGAGACACGCCCCGUCCCCCGCCCCCUUCCCAUCCCGCCGCCUUUGCGCAUGCUCCCCCCGCCGGAAGAAAGGUUACCUUGCGAAAGGAGGGUAACAGCAGCUCGGGCUCACAAGAGGGUGACAUGGGCGAGUGAUGUGCCCGAAACACACGAGGCACGUCCAGCCCCUGAGGUGGUGCCGCUGCGGCCGGUGAGUGGCCCCUCUGACGCCCGCUGCGAGACACGCCCCGUCCCCCGCCCCGUUCCCAUCCCGCCGCCUUUGCGCAUGCUCCCCCCGCCGGAAGAAAGGUUACCUUGCGAAAGGAGGGUAACACCAACUCGAGCUCACAAGAGGGUGAAGUGGACGAGUGAUGUGCCCGAAACAGACGAGGCACCUCCAGCCCCUGAGGUGGUGCCGCUGCUGCCAGUGAUUGGCCCCUCUGACGCCCGCUGCGAGACACGCCCCGUCACCCGCCCCGUUCCCAUGCCGCUGCCUUUGCGCAUG